AUGGAAAUUGCAAUUCUUGAGGUAUUUCCAGACUCUCAUCAUUGUUUAUGUCUUUGGCAUAUUAUGAAAAAACUUCCAGCUAAGUUUAGUAGUCAUGCCAACUAUAAGUUGAUAAAGAGAAACUUGAAGAAUAUUGUUUAUAAUUCUUUGACAACUACAGAAUGUGAUAGCAACUGGAAAAAAUUUAUCAAAGAAUUUAACUUGGAGAAAAAUGAUUGGUUGAAUUCUUUAUAUGAAAUUCGUCAUAAGUGGAUGCCUGUGUAUGUGAAAGAUAAAUUUUGGGCAGGAAUGUCGACAAGUCAAAGAAGUGAAAGUAUGAAUGUUUUUUUUGAUAAUUAUGUUCAUUCAAAAACAACUUUGAAGCAGUUUGUUGAACAAUAUGACAAUGCUUUGAAAAGCAAGAUUGAAAAGCAAGAUAAUUCUGAUUUUGCUUCUUUUAAUUCAAUAAUUCCGGUCAUCAGUGGCAAUCCAAUUGAAAAGCAGUUUCAAAGUGUUUACACUAACAAGAUAUUUAAGUUGUUUCAAAAUGAACUACGAUGUUUGAUGUUUUGUAAUACUUCAUUUGUGAAGGAAGAAGGAUCAACAUUAUUUUUUGAGGUGAUGGAAACUGUAUAUGGAAAAGAUGGAACAACUCCAAAAGAGAUUUCCUUUUGGGUACAAUAUAGUGAGUUACAAUGUCAGAUGAAGUGUUUGUGUCGUCUCUUUGAGUUUCGUGGAAUUGUUUGUAGACAUUUGAUGUCUGUUCUGGUAAAAAGAAAAGUCACUACAGUUCCAGAACAUUAUAUUUUAGAACGAUGGUGUAAAGACAUUAAACGUGGAUAUCAAGGAAUCACUAAUAUUUAUGAUGAUUCUUGUCAGCAUGCAGAAGAAAGACGAAGAUAUAAUAAUCUUCAACCAUUGUUACAGGAAGUGGGACAACUUGGGUCAAAAAAUGAUGAGAGCAACAUAAUACAUGAGGAAUCAAGAAAUGAGAGCAAAAAGUUUCAUAGUCCACUGAAAGGUUCUACAAUUGAUAGAAAGCAAGAUGAGUUAUCAAACAUUGAACAAAUUGAUAAAUUUUCAGAGAGUCAGAGAUUGUGUAGAUUGGAUAAAGAACUGCUGGUUCCUAAUGAUAUUAUUCAGACAAUGGAGAGAACAAGGUCUUUUGAGAAGCCUAUUGAUUUGUUACAAAUGCAUGCUGAUUUGUUCAAGGAAGGCGAGAGUGCAAAGAUGAAUUUUGAGAUUAAUGAUUAUCCAGGAUAUGGAGAUGAAAAUCUUCUGCUUCCCAAGUAUUUACAUUCUGAAUUAUAUUCUCAAUUUGUUGGUGUGACACAGCUUCGAGUUCUUGAACGGUUGAACGGCCUUGGAGGAAGCAAAAAAAUGCAAAGUGGCCAUUUCUUAGAACGAAAGGUAUGCAUCUCCAUUGUGGCCAUUGUAAAGGAUUCCUCUAUCUUAAUCGAGCGAACCAUCAGCAAGAAAGAAUCAAAUUCAUCUAACGACAUACAGAAAAAAUGA
This is a messenger RNA of Zingiber officinale, 1494 nucleotides long. RefSeq names its product protein FAR-RED IMPAIRED RESPONSE 1-like. Lineage: Eukaryota; Viridiplantae; Streptophyta; Magnoliopsida; Zingiberales; Zingiberaceae. Gene Ontology annotation, molecular function: zinc ion binding. The record is from RefSeq and is a predicted model, not a curated record. The coding region runs from base 1 to 1494 and encodes 497 amino acids. Gene Ontology annotation, biological process: regulation of DNA-templated transcription. The transcript is spliced from 8 exons.